Paramuricea clavata is the source of this 2565-nucleotide messenger RNA. NCBI's taxonomy places the organism in Eukaryota, Metazoa, Cnidaria, Anthozoa, Malacalcyonacea, Plexauridae. The record is from the annotation of a GenBank genome assembly.
AUGGCGGUCCAGUGGACAUUCUAUUGGGAACAGAUCUGCCAGAAGCCCAUCGUGAUUUUAAAGUUCAGGCGGGUAACCCUGGUGAAUCGAUUGCAAAGAAGAACAUCUUUGGCUGGUCAGUCCUUGGUAAUCUUGAAGAGAAUAGUACACCUGGCUGGAAUUUUUGCUGUCGAAACCAUUGACGACAUAACAAAGGACCAGGACCUAAAGAAAUUGAUUUUCCAAGAUCAAUUAGGAAUCAAACCAACUCGUUGCUGUACAUGCUCUGAGAAGGAAAUGCGAGAAUGUGCAUUCAUUCGACCUGUUCGGGAGUCUACUAGAGUCUUGGCCAACACUGUUUUAGACCUUUUCGGACCAUUUGAAAUCAAACUAGGAAGAAAAACCAUCAAAGAAGCUUGGUGCUGUAUAUUCACCUGUAUGUCAAGUAGAGCAAUCCACUUAGAACCUUGUACGGACAGAUCUACAGAUACGUUCUUGAUGGCAUUCAGAAGAUUUUCAUGUAUCAGAAAAUACCAAAAAUACCUGCCGGAGAUGGUGGAGAGCUGGGACAUACCGAAGAUUAAAUCUAACGUUUCAGAAUUUGGCACUUCAUUCGAAUGGUGUUGGAAUGUACCUAAGGCAAGUCACAUGAAUAUAGUCGUGGCAUCGCUGAUAAAGUCCGUUCGAAGAGCAUUGGAGAGUUCAUGUAAAAUAAUAACCUACACAGAAGAGCAACGGAGAACGUACUUAGCUGAAGUAACGUUACUGGUGAACUCUAGACCCUUAUUACCUUGCAUCCUGCAACAUUUGGGAAGAACCUCCCAUCACCCCCGAACGACCUGUUCGAAUCCCCAUUAAAUAGUGUUUUUGGAGUGUUAUUUGCAACCCUGAAUCUACAAAUCUGUAUCUUUGAUCAAUAUAUUUCCAUUUCUUGUCCGACUGUGAGCUCGAAGUGAAUAAUCCCAACCGGAAAUACGUCUUAAAACCGUCAAAACAAUGCGACGUUUGUAUCGUAUGACCCUGCAAAGGCCAGAAAUGGAUUCGCAAGGUCAAAUUGCACCUACACGCGUGAGUUUGACGUCAUCCCGGCCAAAGGAGCUUCUUAUUGGCCAAUUAUUGCGCAAUGUACACAAAGUGCGAGUAAAACCCGACAUCUUGAAAAAUUCAAAAUAAAUAUUUCUAGUCGGCGUAUACAUACGAAACUUUCUACACGAAAGCGCUUGAAUACAAAGAGUAUUUUACACAUAUAGCCGUUAAGCAAAUGUCGAAAAGUUCAAGGGAUAUUCAAGAUCUUGUGGAUAUGAAAUUUAGAAUCUUUGGCCAAGCGGUGAGUAAAUAUAUGAUUGUUUCAGUUUGUGUAAUGUUCUGACGGCACUUGACCCCCCGUUCGAAAGGUUAUUUUAUGAGGAUUACAAUGGUGACUUUUAUUUAAAAGGGGGGGGUAAAUACUCGCCGAGAUAUUUAUUUUUGAAACAUUGUGUCGUAAUAUGAUGCGAACAGCUUGUGAUAGGAAAGAGUUUUAAACCAAUAUUUUGCUGAAAUAGGGUCCAAAUUAACAAACAACGUAUCACAAUCUACCAAUGGCAAAGCUUUUCAUCAUUAUGUGCAACCAGCUGCCACUGGAACGAUGUUUAUAUUACGCCCAACUACUUCGGAAGAAGUUAUUAAAUUAAUUUCCUCAAUAUCUGAUAAGAAAGCUACAGGUCUAGAUCAAAUUCCGACUAAAUUACUUAAACUCUCUGCACCUAUAGUUUCGAAAUCAUUGUGUGAUAUUUUUAAUUUAUCCAUUCAAACAGCAAUAUUCCCUGAUGACUGGAAAUUGGCAAAAGUAUCCCCUAUAUACAAAGGCGAUGCAAACGAUAAUGUAGGGAAUUAUAGACCAAUUUCAGUUUUAAGUGCAAUUUCUAAGGUUUUCGAGCGUAUUGUUUUUGAUCAGCUUUACACCUAUUUCAAUGAAAACAAUCUGUUACACAAGAAUCAAUCAGGCUUUAGGAAGUGCCACUCUACUAUGACUGCUCUAAUAGAUGCCACUAUGCGGUUGUUUAUAUUGAUCUAGCGAAGGCAUUUGAUACAAUAAGUCACGAGAUAUUACUUGAGAAACUCCACAUUUACGGGGUUGAUGCAAAUAGUUUAUCCUGGUUUCAAUCCUAUUUACAAGAUCGUAAACAAAAAUGUUAUGUGAAUGACGUUCUAUCUGGCGAACGUACCAUUAAUUGUGGUGGGCCUCAGGGGUCAAUUCUUGGACCGUUAUUGUUUCUCAUAUAUAUAAACGAUCUUCCUCAGUGUUUAAAACAUUCUACAGCUCGAAUGUACGCUGACGAUACAAACAUAACAACGACAAGAACAUCUAUUCGAGAAAUAGUAACACAUGCUAAUGAUGACUUAAAUAAUAUAAGUGACUGGCUGAAAGCAAACAAACUAAGCCUUAACGUGACUAAAACUGAGUAUAUGUUCAUUGGAUCAGAUCAAAAUCUUGACAAGUUAAGAGAUGUACCACUACUAUUUCUUGAAAACAAAGCGAUAAACAGGGUCAAAGCAACCAAGUCAUUAGGGGUACAUAUUGAUGAAAAACUAACAUGGCAUUAA